AUUGUGAAAUUGUAGAUCAAACACCGCAAGCCCGCUUUAACCAAAAACCCUCAAAAACCCCGUCCCCUCGACCUGAGACCACAAAACAACACAGAGCAAGACCUAAGAGCCGCGCGAAGAGCUUCCACUCCAAUGGCGGCGAAGAACCAGAACCACCAGCAGCAGAGCGACAAGACCAGAAAGCGAAAGCAAGUUCCAGGCGCGAAGACCGAAGCACCAGACCGCUCCGCCACCUCCAAGAAGCCCAAGGUCCUCGCCGCCCCGAAACCGUCGUAUCAUCCGGCCAAGGGCUCCACCAAACCGUUCAAAUCACCGAAAAUGAAGUUCGAUAAAUCGGAAACCGAUAAGGAAAAGAAGCCGAUGUCGAAGCGAGAGCGUCGCAUCAACGCCAAGGAACUCGCAGAGGCUAGGAAGAAGAAGAGGAAGCGAUAUUACACUCUUGAGCAUGAGCUAGCAUCUCUGUGGGAAAAGAUGAGGUGUCGCAAUAUUGCGAAAGAAGACAGAUCCAAGUUUGUGACUGAAGCUCUACAAAAGAUGAAGGGAAAAAUUCCUGAAAUUGUAGGAUCCCAUAUUUCUUCUCGUGUUCUGCAGACUUGUGUCAAGUACUGUUCACAAGCUGAAAGGGAUGCGGUAUUUGAAGAGCUCCAGCCACAUUUUCUUACUCUUGCGUGCAACACCUAUGCAGUUCAUUUGGUGAAGAAAAUGUUAGACAAUGCCUCCAAAAAACAGCUGGCAGGGUUUAUUUCCUCCCUCCAUGGGCAUGUGGCUUCUCUUCUUCGUCACAUGGUUGGAUCAGUUGUUCUUCAGCAUGCAUACGACUCAGCAAAUGCAACCCAAAAGCAGGAACUUCUGUUGGAAUUAUAUUCUACAGAGCUUCAGUUGUUUAAGGAUCUGGUCUCAAUGAAAGAGAGCAGGUUAGUGGAUGUAAUCCCAAAGCUGGGUCUACAGAAAGGUUCAGUCUUACGACACAUGACUAAAGUGAUUCAACCAAUUCUAGAGAAGGGAAUAGUUGACCAUUCUAUCAUACACAGGGUGCUAAUAGAGUACUUCAGCAUAGCUGAUCAGUCCUCUGCCACAGAUGUAAUCCAACAGUUGACGGGUCCGCUCCUUGUUCGAAUGAUCCAUACCAAGGAUGGAUCCAGGAUUGCGAUGCUCUGUGUCAAGCAUGGGAGUGCUAAGGAAAGAAAGAAAAUUAUCAAAGGAAUGAAAGACCACAUAGCCAAGAUUGCUCAUGAUCAGUAUGGGAGUAUGGUACUUGUCUGCAUUUUUUCAGUUGUUGAUGAUACAAAGCAAAUAACAAAGGCCAUAAUUCGUGAGCUUCAAAAGAUUUUAAAGGAGCUUGUUUUGGAUAAGAUCGGAAGGCGUCUGUUACUGCAGCUACUUCAUCCAAAUUGUUCACGCUAUUUGAGUCCUGAUGACCUGAGUUCUCUCAAUUUAUCUAUACCUUCUCUUAGUGCCAAGGGUGAGUCAGAAGCAAGUUCUGAAGUAAAAUCUUCGAAGGUUGAUGAAUUUAGUGGUGAAGAGGCCAAGGAUGACACAAAAGUGACUGUAGCUGAGGGCAAUACAAAUACUUCAUCUAGUGACAAUAUUCAGCUAGUUGAGGGAGGAAAAAAGGAUCCUUUCUUAAGGAGGCAAGAGUUGUUGGUCAAUAGUGGUCUUGCUGAGGGUCUAAUUGAUAUAUGUAUCGAGAGUGCAGGAGAACUUCUUCGAUCAAAUUUUGGCAAAGAAGUCAUAUAUGAGGUUGCAACUGGAGGUUUUGAUGGCAUUCUCCGCCCAACUUUGGAUGACAAGUUGAAUUCCCUUCAUAAAGCAAUAGCAACUCUUGCAGCCAAUUCAUCAGAAGAAUCAGAAGAGGAGCAUGUACUAAACAAUUUUCAUUCCAGUCGGACCAUUAGAAAACUUGUCUUGGACUGCCCCACAUUUGCUCGUACUUUUUGGAAGAAAGCUCUGAAAGGGAAGAGUAAGUUGUGGGCCCAAGGUCACAGUUCAAAGGUAAUUUGUGCAUUCUUGGAAUCCUCUGAUUCUAAGGUACGUGAACUGGCAAAAGAGGAGCUGCAGCCCUUGAUAGAUGGUGGGAUUAUCAAACUUCCUGAGACCAAGCAGUCAGCAAAUGAAAGUUAAAGUCACUGAUGGUGGAUGAAUGAGGUUGUUACUCAGUGGAAUAGAAAUGACAUCUGGCGUGUUGCUGGUUGAUUCACAUUCUUAUGCAAUUCAAGUCAUCUAGGGAUUUAAUGUAACAUAAAGAGUGUAUCUAGAGAAAUUUUUUGGACUGCUAGCCUUCUUAAGGCGGUGAAAUUUUGUAUCCAGGGUGUCUUGUCAUAUUUAUCUGAUGGUUUUGAUGAUGAAAAGAGUCGCUGAUAACAAUAUAAAAAGCAGCAAAAAUCCCUGUACAAUACCUUAGAAGAAGAGCUACUGAUGGUUAAUGUUUUUACCAAGUUUUCUAUC
Messenger RNA from Corylus avellana, 2445 nucleotides. NCBI's taxonomy places the organism in Eukaryota, Viridiplantae, Streptophyta, Magnoliopsida, Fagales, Betulaceae. The record is from RefSeq and is a predicted model, not a curated record.